AUGUUAGAGCAGGUGCCACCACACAUCAUCACCACCUUCAGGAGAGAUAUUUUGAAGUGCAUCAAACGUGACAUCAAAGCCUUGAAGGAAGAACGCAAAUCAGGAGUGAGACCAGAUCUCUCAAGAUCAACUUUUUCAUCUAACCAAUCCUCGGAGUUGCCUGCUAAAUACUCUUCUUCUACUGCUCAGUCCACGUCUGCUUCUGCCCAAUACCCAUCUUUCUCCAGUCAAUACCCGUCGGUUUUUGAAGAUAACAGCUGGUCUUCUGGCCGCUCUUCCAGCCCUGCAUCCAGCCACUUCUCUCGAUCUCACUCUGGGCCCGGACGUUUAGAGAA
This is a messenger RNA of Hyalella azteca, 335 nucleotides long. RefSeq lists its product as uncharacterized. The record is from RefSeq and is a predicted model, not a curated record. NCBI's taxonomy places the organism in Eukaryota, Metazoa, Arthropoda, Malacostraca, Amphipoda, Hyalellidae.